Cuscuta europaea is the source of this 797-nucleotide messenger RNA. NCBI's taxonomy places the organism in Eukaryota, Viridiplantae, Streptophyta, Magnoliopsida, Solanales, Convolvulaceae. The record is from the annotation of a GenBank genome assembly.
CACUAUUUGACAAGUUUAACAUGAGACGACAAAAAAGAAAAGUGUAAGAGUAUGGUAUUUGAUGAGUCUAUAUAGUUCGCUUCAACAAUCAGCAACUCUUCUUGUUCUUGAAGUACAUUUCUUGGUUUUUCUUCUUCUUCACGUUUUCUGUGAGUUGAAAGCUUCUUUUCAGAUAAAAGUAUCCGCACGCAUCUAAGUUUCAUUGUAUUUCUGGGAUUGAAUGCUUUCGUAUGCCUGAAUUUUGUGGACAGAUCAAAGUUCGAGUCUUGCCAUGGCAAAGAGUUCAUUCCAGCUUGAUCAUCCUUUGGAGAGAAGGCAGGCAGAAUCUAGUCGUAUUCGGGAGAAGUAUCCUGAUAGAAUCCCAGUGAUUGUUGAGAAAGCAGAAAGGAGUGACAUUCCUGAUAUUGAUAAGAAAAAAUACCUUGUCCCAGCUGACCUGACCGUUGGGCAGUUUGUGUAUGUGGUCCGAAAGAGGAUCAAGCUUGGUGCUGAGAAGGCUAUAUUUGUAUUUGUCAAGAACACGCUUCCACCAACUGCUGCUAUGAUGUCUGGAAUUUAUGAGGAGAACAAGGAUGAAGAUGGAUUCCUUUAUAUGACUUAUAGUGGGGAGAACACCUUUGGGGGUGGGUGCAUUUAGUCCGAAAGUCCAAACAUGUAAAAAUUCUUAAAUUUGUACAUUCUUUGAUCUUACUCUGCAAACAAAUUUCACCACAUGGUCAUUAUUAAUCACACCUUCAACGAAAUGCCUUAAUAUUCUCAACUUCUCAAAAGUUGCAUUUUUGUUGGAGGGAUGAAAC